Darwinula stevensoni is the source of this 336-nucleotide messenger RNA. The record is from the annotation of a GenBank genome assembly. NCBI's taxonomy places the organism in Eukaryota, Metazoa, Arthropoda, Ostracoda, Podocopida, Darwinulidae.
AUGGAUAUUCGAGGCGAGAACGGGGCGUAUUCGAUUUGUCCAGCUUGUGAUGCUCUGGAUGUUGAUGUCCUCCAGGAGGCGUCGCUCAGAGACCAUCCCGCUGCGACCAGAGCUCCUGCUACCCGGAGCAAGGGAACCUCCUCAUCGGACGGGAAGAUCGCCUUUCAGCCACUUCCACGUGCGGCCUUCGCAAAAGGGUACGAGAGGUACUGCAUCGUGUCUCACCUGGAAGAAGCGAAGAAAUGCUUCUGGUGCGAUUCCUCGCCGCCCUUCGCCGACAACCCCGCCCUCAGCCACACCGUCGACAACCUCGUCCAUCUCUUCAAGCCCGAGUAA